GUGUGUGUGUGUGCGUGCGUGCGUGUGUGUGUGUGUGUGUGUGUGUCUUCUGGCUCCUUCCUCGGCCACCUGUGGGGAACUCGCUUCCAUGUCCCUCGUGGGGACUGCACCCCGGAAUCUCCACGCCCAUGGCCGCUAGACUGAGGGAGGCCUCUUUCGCCUCCUCUUCUUCCACGUCGAGCUGCGACGCGGAUGACGAGGGCGUGCGCGGCACCUGCGAAGAUGCUUCUCUGUGCAAGAGGUUUGCAGUGAGCAUUGGCUACUGGCAUGACCCCUACAUCCAGCACCUUGUGAGGCUGUGUAAAGAGAGGAAGGCGCCGGAAAUAAACAGAGGCUAUUACGCUCGCGUCCAUGGCGUCAGUCAGCUCAUAAAGGCUUUUCUCCGGAAAACAGAAUGCCACUGUCAGAUUCUCAACCUUGGGGCUGGAAUGGACACCACUUUCUGGAAACUGAAGGAUGAAGAGCUUCUCCCAAGCAAAUAUUUUGAAGUCGACUUUCCAGUGAUCGUCACCAGAAAGCUGCACAACAUUAAAAACAAGCCUCUCCUGUCCACACCCAUUGUAGACCUUAAUUCGGAGGCCACUCUGCAGCUGGAUGGGCACAUGCUGGAUUCAAAGAGAUAUGCCAUUAUUGGAGCUGAUCUCCGGGACCUAUCAGAGCUAGAAGAGAAACUAAAGAAAUGUAACAUGAAUACACAAUUGCCAACACUCCUGAUAACUGAAUGUGUGCUGGUUUACAUGACCCCUGAGCAGUCAGCAAACCUCAUCAAGUGGGCAGCUAAUACUUUUGAGACGGCCAUGUUCAUAAACUAUGAACAGGUGAACAUGGAUGAUCGGUUUGGGCAGAUCAUGAUUGAAAACCUCCGGAGACGGCAGUGCGACCUGGCAGGAGUGGAAACCUGCAAGUCAUUAGAGUCUCAGAAAGAGCGCCUCCUGCUGAACGGGUGGGAGACGGCCUCAGCCCUGAACAUGAUGGAGCUGUACAGCAGGCUGCCGCGUGCCGAGGUGAACAGAAUAGAGUCCCUGGAAUUUCUGGAUGAAAUGGAGCUCCUGGAGCAGCUCAUGCAGCAUUACUGUCUGUGCUGGGGGACCAAAGGAGGACAGGAACUUGGUUUGAGGGAGAUAACCUGUUGAUCUGUUGAAGGCUCGUGCUGAACUGGAAGCUGAAGCCUCCCGGAUCUGAGCCAGGCUUCCUGACGGAUGGGCAGGCCGAGUCCCCCUCAUCUCCUCCCACUGUCUGAGCAUCCUCGAUUCCAAAGGCCAUUGUUCCUGGUUGACAUAUAUCAUUGUUUAAAUAAAUCUCAUU
Messenger RNA from Dipodomys ordii (Ord's kangaroo rat), 1305 nucleotides. It is a transcript of the gene Lcmt1, whose product is annotated as leucine carboxyl methyltransferase 1. The transcript is spliced from 11 exons. Gene Ontology annotation, molecular function: protein C-terminal leucine carboxyl O-methyltransferase activity. Gene Ontology annotation, cellular component: cytosol. The coding region runs from base 129 to 1133 and encodes 334 amino acids. Gene Ontology annotation, biological process: C-terminal protein methylation. NCBI's taxonomy places the organism in Eukaryota, Metazoa, Chordata, Mammalia, Rodentia, Heteromyidae. The record is from RefSeq and is a predicted model, not a curated record.